GAUUGCGUUAAAUCCCGGAUGUUUUCUCGUGGUAACCAAACACAAUCAUUGUGAGAUCUACUGGAUGGCUGCAUGCUGAGUACAUGAGUGCUGCUUGACUGCUAAUUCGUUCGAUAUCGGGCAAGAUGAAGAAGUCGAGAAAAUGUGCGGACGCGGCGUCGUCGUUGCUCGUUCCUGGAGUGGGAGAGCGCAACAGCACGACGUGGAACGCUGUGGCUUUCCAACAGCAACUGAUGGGGCAUUUUUCUCUUUCCCAAUCAACUGCUGCUUGCGGGAGAUCAAGGCGUCGCCCCGGGCAACCGGGCGUCAAAAUGGCGGCGAGUCGUGAAGCUCCAAAAGCUGCUGGGACUUCUGGGAAACGAGAGAGGUGGAAGGAAGUAGAGCCGCAAGAAUACGUCUUGGGACCCAAACCAAAACCUCUAACUCUUGCUCAGAAACUAGGACUCAUUGACCAUCCAGCUGCUCCUCUAACUGACUCCCAAUGGCAAUCAGCAAAGGCAAAAUCGAACGCUCGAAAUGACUCCUCACUCCCAUGCGUCAUCUGUAAAGAACCGUUUGCUUACCAACAGCAAGUCCUCCUCUCGUGUUCUCACGUAUUUCAUCAUGCGUGUCUCUCGGCAUUCGAACGUUUCACAGGCAAGAAAACAUGCCCGUUGUGCAGACAGAAAGACUACGAGACGAGGGUCAUUCACGAAGCAUCGAAACUCCAUCGCGUUCAAUGUGCAACGACGAUCCAGUCUGCAUGGCGAGGACACCGCGUUCGCACGUGGUACAACGAGAUGAGAAGGACAGUCGUGCCUCGUGAUCCAAAACUACGAAGGAAAUUCUACGAAGACAAAUUUGUCGAGGCGAACAAUCGGUUUGUGAGAGAAGUCGAGGAGACGGAGACGGCUGCUAGAAAUCUGAUUCGAGACAUCGACGAGAAUCUUGCCUACAGCAGACGGAUAUCUCAACUACUAAACCGACGACUGAUCGAAACGACAGUCGACUGGAAGGCAGUGAGAGCGACAGCAGCCGCACGCAACAUCACCGAAUGCCCAAUCUGCAUUGUCCCAUUAGACAUCUCACUCACGAAUGAAACAACAAAGGAAUACCCACAUGGACACAUGAGCAUACAGACUACAACAUCCGAACAUUUACGAGAUGCUGUAGAUGGUGAAAGAUGCCACAGAAAAACCGUUUUGUUAUCAUGUUGUCAUGCGUUUCACGAGCCGUGUUUCGACACGUUUGAGCAACUGUGUUCAGGAAGCUUCGAUCUUGUGUGUCCCGUGUGUAGGAGCCUCUACUCUAAGCUAACAAUUGAGCAAUAGCCGGAGGUCAAGAGUCAACUAGUUGCCGUGCAGUCAAAACACUUCGAACGUAGAGCACACAGUGAGGGUUCCAAGCUCUUAGCAUUGUUUUUUGUGCUACUUGGUAUUAUGGCUUCAGAUGAAAGUUGAUGUUUAUUACACUUGAUCACGUAGAACUUUAGCAUUUGUAAACAGUAUGAUGUUGUAGUAGGCAGUGACAUCUCCACAGGGCGUUGACUUUGUGGUGAGGGUAUGCCUCCCACAUGUAGAUUGGCUUGCAACUUUGGUACCGCAUUUAUCAACAUAGAAGUGUAUU
Molecule: messenger RNA, 1605 nt
Organism: Corticium candelabrum
Lineage: Eukaryota; Metazoa; Porifera; Homoscleromorpha; Homosclerophorida; Plakinidae
Product: RING finger protein 32-like
Exons: 2
Coding region: 126-1310 (394 amino acids)
Molecular function (GO): protein binding
Source: RefSeq, a predicted model, not a curated record